CGCAGAGCAUUUCGGGAAUUGUAGUUUGAUCCGAUCCUGCGCGCCACUGGGAUUCACGAAAACAUGGUAAGGAUGAUAUCGAGGCUGGAAAUGGAACAGAGCUGAAGAGGGAGGCGGAUCCAAUCAACGAGAGCGUUUUCGUGACGUCAUCGGCACGCACCGGAAGCGCGGCUCACAUGGGUUCUGCGGCUGGCGGCAAGAAUGGCGGGGUUUGCGGAGCUUCGACUGUCUUCUUGGCUCGUGGAACAGUGUCGGCAGCUAGGUUUGAAGCAGCCCACGCCAGUGCAACUCGGCUGCAUCCCCGCCAUCUUGGAGGGUAGGGACUGCCUGGGCUGUGCCAAGACCGGCAGUGGCAAGACGGCAGCAUUUGUGCUGCCCAUCUUACAGAAGCUGUCUGAAGAUCCCUAUGGCAUCUUCUGCCUUGUCUUGACACCCACCAGGGAGCUGGCCUACCAGAUCGCAGAGCAGUUCCGGGUCCUGGGGAAGCCCCUGGGCCUGAAGGACUGCAUCAUCGUUGGCGGCAUGGACAUGGUGGCCCAGGCCCUGGAGCUCUCCCGGAAACCACACGUGGUCAUCGCCACGCCGGGGCGCCUGGCUGACCACCUCCGCAGCUCUAACACCUUCAGUAUCAAGAAGAUCCGCUUCCUGGUCAUGGACGAGGCAGACCGGCUGUUGGAGCAGGGCUGCACUGACUUUACUGUGGACCUGGAGACUAUCCUGGCAGCCGUGCCGGCCCGCAGGCAGACACUGCUCUUCAGUGCCACUCUUACCGACACGCUCAAGGAGCUGCAGGGCCUGGCCACCAACCAGCCCUUCUUCUGGGAGGCUCAGGCCCCAGUACGCACGGUAGAACAGCUGGACCAGCGCUACCUGCUGGUACCUGAGAAGGUCAAGGACGCCUACCUGGUCCACCUGAUCCAGAAUUUCCAGGACGAGCACGAGGACUGGUCCAUCAUCAUCUUUACUAACACGUGCAAGACCUGCCAGAUCCUGUGCAUGAUGCUACGGAAGUUCAACUUCCCCACUGUGGCUCUGCAUUCUAUGAUGAAACAGAAAGAACGGUUUGCUGCCCUGGCCAAGUUCAAGUCUAGCAUCUAUCGGAUCCUGAUUGCAACUGAUGUAGCCUCCAGGGGCCUGGACAUACCUACUGUGCAGGUGGUCAUCAACCAUAACACCCCUGGGCUCCCAAAGAUUUACAUCCACCGAGUCGGCCGGACGGCCCGUGCAGGGCGGCAGGGACAAGCCAUCACCCUGGUGACACAAUAUGACAUCCACCUGGUACACGCCAUUGAGGAGCAGAUCAAGAAGAAGCUGGAGGAAUUCUCAGUGGAGGAGGCCAAGGUGCUGCAGAUUCUCACACAGGUCAACGUGGUGCGGAGGGAAUGUGAGAUUAAACUGGAGGCAGCCAACUUUGACGAAAAGAAGGAAAUCAACAAGCGGAAGCAGCUGAUCCUGGAAGGGAAGGACCCUGACCUGGAAGCCAAGCGCAAGGCUGAGCUGGCCAAGAUCAAGCAGAAAAACCGGCGCUUCAAGGAGCAGGUGGAGCACACGCUGCAGCAGCAGAAGGCCAGCAGGGCUGGCCGUAGGGGGCAUCCACCUAGGGCUCGGCCUGAGGCCCGCCCAGGGCCCAGCCUGAGUUCUACACAUCCCCUGCCUGCCCAGCCUGGGACUCCUUCAUCGAGCUGAGGGUUAGAGGUUCUCCAUUCCCAUCGGGCCAGGCGCAAGGUUUGAACUGCAGUGCUGGCUGUUCCCACUGGAUGAGCGUGGGUUGGUGAAGCCCCUUGGCCUCGGUUUCCUCAUCGAGAAAAUGGGCAUCGCAACUAGACCUCUCCAAAUGUGGCCAUGAGGUUGGUGGGAUCAUUCCCUUGCCUGGUGAACAGGGCUGUGGUCUAGGAGCUUCCCUGGCUGCCCACCUCGUCAAAUUUGGGGUUUGUAGCCAGAGGGUAGGGGCGCUUAACCAGGGGCCACCUAAGUCCAAACUGGUCUAGACAACACAGGCUGAGCCCCAGGGGAUGGGGGCAGCAGGGCCAAGCAGAGCUGUGUGGCCUGGGCAUGCCCCUCAGGCCCUUGAGCCUCACCUAUUCACCUGCAAGUGGCUUCCCAGACCUAUAUGGAUGGAGGG
Messenger RNA from Hipposideros armiger (great roundleaf bat), 2122 nucleotides. It is a transcript of the gene DDX49, whose product is annotated as DEAD-box helicase 49. Gene Ontology annotation, molecular function: nucleic acid binding; RNA helicase activity; ATP binding. The record is from RefSeq and is a predicted model, not a curated record. Gene Ontology annotation, cellular component: cytosol. The coding region runs from base 202 to 1686 and encodes 494 amino acids. Lineage: Eukaryota; Metazoa; Chordata; Mammalia; Chiroptera; Hipposideridae. The transcript is spliced from 14 exons.